Molecule: messenger RNA, 1176 nt
Organism: Cyprinodon variegatus (sheepshead minnow)
Lineage: Eukaryota; Metazoa; Chordata; Actinopteri; Cyprinodontiformes; Cyprinodontidae
Gene: kcnk3b
Product: potassium channel subfamily K member 3-like
Exons: 2
Coding region: 1-1176 (391 amino acids)
Biological process (GO): stabilization of membrane potential; potassium ion transmembrane transport
Cellular component (GO): membrane
Molecular function (GO): open rectifier potassium channel activity; potassium ion leak channel activity
Source: RefSeq, a predicted model, not a curated record
AUGAAGAGACAAAACGCCAGGACGCUCGCCCUCAUCAUCAGCAUCCUCACCUACCUGGUGGUCGGGGCGGCCGUCUUCGAGACCCUGGAGUCAAAACAGGAGAAAAGUCACAAGAGGAGGCUGGACGCCAGGAAGUACGAACUCAUGCGCAAAUUUAACUUGACCAAAGCGAACUUCGAGGAGCUGGAGCUCGUCGUUCUGCAGCUCAAACCUCACAAAGCUGGAGUUCAGUGGAAAUUUGCGGGCUCCUUUUAUUUCGCCAUCACUGUGAUCACAACCAUAGGUUAUGGCCAUGCAGCACCCAGCACCGACUCAGGAAAGGUGUUCUGCAUGUUCUACGCCCUGCUUGGGAUCCCUCUUACCCUGGUCAUGUUCCAGAGCCUCGGAGAGCGCAUCAACACGUUCGUCAAAUACCUGCUGCAUCAAGCCAAAAAGUGCCUGGGAAUGCGUCAGACUGAGGUCUCCAUGGCAAACAUGGUGACAGUUGGCUUCUUCUCCUGCAUGAGCACCCUGUGUGUGGGGGCUGCAGCGUUCUCCCACUGCGAGGGAUGGAGUUUCCUGCACGCCUUUUACUACUGCUUCAUUACUCUCACCACCAUCGGCUUUGGAGAUUACGUGGCUCUGCAGAGGGAUGACGCUCUGCAGAAUGACCCUCGCUACGUGGCGUUCUGCUUUGUUUACAUCCUCAUGGGCCUGACAGUGAUUGGAGCGUUCCUAAACCUUGUUGUGCUUCGUUUCCUCACUAUGAAUACAGAGGAUGAGCGGCGGGACGCCAAGCAGAGGGCCUUGAUGUCUUUGGGAAAGCCCAGAGGAGAGGUGACUCGUCUUUUACCGCUCUCAACCUCAACUUCCUCCACAGCCGUAGCAAACAACACCACAAAGGCUAAAGAUUCAAAAGGUGCCUACACCGAGGUGCUGCAUUUCCAAACAAUAUGCUCCUGCUUGUGGUACAGAAGCAAAGAGAAGCUGCAGGGCUCCAUACCCACUAUGAUUCCUCAGGAGAUGACAUUCUCUGAUGCCUACUUGCAGCAGAACAGCAACUGUCCUCACUACAUUGAUCCUGGAUCAACAGGCUGUGUGUGCAGUCCACGUCAGUGCCCCAGCAUAAGCUCUAUAACAACAGGCCUACACAUUCUCUCUCCGUUCAAUUUGUUCAAAAGACGCAGCUCUGUUUAG